CUCCCCCUCUCUCCAGACUCAAAAAAAAAAAAAAGCUCUGUCUCUCUCGCCUACUUUCCGGGCGGCGACGACGGGGCAAGCAGGCACGGCCCCGAGACUUCGACACGUCUUCGCCGGCGAGCACCCCCCAGGUACGCCCGCACGCUCUCUCCCCUUCCUGCUGUGCGAAACGGAGAGCCGCGAACCCUAAAGUAAGCUAUUUGCAUUCGGAUCUGAGCCCCCCAAUUACAGGUAUUUAUGCAUGUAUUAUACCUACUAACUUCGAUUUUCCUGUUUGCAAAAAAUUAUCCGGUGUACAUCUGUACGCCCAUUUCCUAUACUGUGUCUGCCGCUGGGUUCAAUCGAACCCACCAUGGCUGAUGCCCCUGCUCGGUAUUGAGCUCACUGCUCACCAUUCAAGAGUCACCAGCUCUCGUAUGGAGGACGCAGCAGGAAGCAUUCUUGCGUCCCUCGGCCGCGUGCGCCUCGUUGAUCUUACGGCCUGCGAGGGGCUCCCUACAGACAACUAUAAGAUAUGCGUGUCGACCCUGAUGCAGUCCUUGGCUCAGUAUUCAGCAGCCAUCAUUCAGCUGCCUCCUACUGAAGGUGCCUUGUUAAGGUCCGGCUUGGACUCUGCUGGCCUCUUCUUCCAUCAGCGAGGGUACAGUUCCAGCGAGGCUGUCCACUUGGAUGAUGCCCGCGAAUGGUGCAAGACCUCUGGUUACUAUGUGGAUCAUCAGAUGUGGCUGGAAACCUAUGAUUACAGGCCUGGUGUUACUGUGACAGAGCCCAAUGGUCCCAUGGAAUUGCCUCCAUCGGGCCUACCGGACAUAUUUGCAGUGCUCGGGAAAGUUUCAAGAGAUAUUUUGGAUGCAAUCAGUUUCUCAUUGAAUUUAAGAAGCUGUGCAUUUACUGACAUACUCGACAACAUACCCUUGAGAAGCCAGGAGGUGUCAUCUUCUGUUCUUUCGGAAUGUUGCCAUUCAAGGCCGUCAUUCGAAGGAGCACGGCAGCAUAGCAUUGCUUCUCAAGACGAUGGGCAGUUGAUCAUAUUUGCUGACCAGGAUCAACAGAUGGAUAAGACUUUGCUUACCCUAGUCAGGUCAGAUAGAUCUGGUCUAUAUGUCAAAGACAUGCAUGGCCAAUGGAUUCUUGUUGAUGGGGAUCUUGGUCCAAAUGAUGUUGUUGUUUAUCCUGGCCUUGCACUUUAUCAGGAAACUGCUGGCUAUGUAAAUCCAGCUGUAUACAAGACAGAUGUUGGAAACUUGCAGGGAUGUAUGUUUGGGCGAUGUUCUUUGGUGUUCAAGCUCAUGCCCAGGUCAGUUGCAAGGCUGAGUGGCUCAGAGAUGAGAGCUGCUGGCCACGGCGUUGAUGCUCAGUUUCAGGUCCCCAUACCAGUUAAUGAUUUCAUGCAGACGGGUCAUUCUGUUGAUCAACUUUUUCCCAAGGAUACUGAACCAUCAUCACAUGCAGAACAGGAUUCAGCAUCAUUUAACUCUGUGAUGAAGAAAAAGAAUGGAAGUACAAGAACAAAGCCACUCCCUCCUUCUAAAAGACUUCGCCUAGAGGCGCAGAGGGUGCUCAAGGAGCGUGUUCAGGACAUUGCAGACAAGAAAGGCAUCAAACUGAGAUUUUGCAAUAUCAAAGAAUGUGAAAGCCACAUCCGGUCAUUGGAUAGUCCCUGUGAGAAUAUCAGAACUGAAAUUGGGUGGCCACAAGGGGUUCCUUUUGUCCAUCCACACAAUCUCCCAAACAAGGCAAAGCUUGGGUUUCUAGAAGCUUAUGAACCUGGAUGGACUGCCUCCCAGCAAGAAAUAGAGAGCCAGCCUCAGUAAAUUUUGAUGUGUUACCAACCUUGGACAUGUUUUAAAUUGCCAAGGCUGGUCGGCAAUUUCCUUCCCUUUCAUGUUGAGGAAGCAGCAAUGUACACUCAGUCACAUCGAUUACUAUAGCAAUGGAAAUGCAACUAUUGCCUAGAUUGUUAAUGGUGGUUACCAGUUACCAUGUUUCAAGUUGUAAUAAUUUAUUCUUUACUGUUCAAUGGAUUUUCCUGGAUGAAAACAAUGAAAAGAAAAGAAAAUAGUUCACUUAGUUAUCUACAAUGCGGAGUUA
Molecule: messenger RNA, 2091 nt
Organism: Panicum virgatum (switchgrass)
Lineage: Eukaryota; Viridiplantae; Streptophyta; Magnoliopsida; Poales; Poaceae
Exons: 3
Coding region: 360-1814 (484 amino acids)
Source: RefSeq, a predicted model, not a curated record